AAUUUUAGAUUGAAAAAUGAGGUGCUUUUGUCCUAAUUUGGUGUCCUUAGAAACAUUCAUGGUAAUACUUUCCAUGUUGCAAACAAUGCUCUUACCAGAGGAGGACAUUGUCAUCUCAUUAGAAUUGCAAGAAAAUUUAUAUUUUGAAAAAGAUGUGUAUUUGGAGAGUAAAACAUUUGUGACUGGGGCUGUGGAUUAUUUUAUAAAAUGAAUGCGUUUUUCCUCUAAGAAUUUUUUUUUAUCUUCCUGUAGAUGACAGAAACACACACUUUUGAAAUCCUUAACAUCCUGGAGUUCUCUAGCAAUAGAAAAAGGAUGUCAAUAAUUGUACGGACUCCUGCAGGACAUCUUCGGCUAUACUGCAAAGGGGCAGACACAGUGAUUUAUGAGAGACUUUCAAAAGAUUCCCUGUUUGUGGAGGACACAUUAAAACAUUUGGAAAUUUUUGCCACAGAAGGUCUGAGGACUCUCUGUAUUGCCUAUACUGAUUUAACUGAGACAGAGUACCAAGACUGGUUGCAGGAAUAUAAAAAAGCUAGUGCAGUUUCACAAAACAGAAUUCAAAGACUGGAGGAAUGCUAUGAGAUUAUUGAAAAGGAAUUUCUGCUGCUUGGAGCCACAGCCAUAGAAGAUCGUCUUCAAGCAAAUGUUCCAGAAACUAUAUCAACUCUACUGAAAGCAAACAUAAAAAUAUGGGUCUUGACAGGAGAUAAACAAGAAACUGCAGUUAACAUAGCAUUUUCCUGCAAACUGAUAUCAAGUACCACACCUCGUAUUUAUUUGAAUGCAGAUUCAUUUGAGGCAGCACAACAAACAAUUAACCAUAACUGUGGAGAUCUUGGAAACUUAUUAGGUAAAGAGAACGACUUGGCCCUAAUUAUUGAUGGUGAAACAUUGAAGUAUGCCUUAAGGUUUGAAAUUCAGAAGAAGUUCCUAGAUUUGGCCCUUUCAUGUAGAGCAGUAUUAUGUUGUAGGCUAUCUCCCCUCCAGAAAGCUGAAAUAGUGGACUUGGUGAGGAAGCACGAAGAGGCCAUCACUCUUGCUGUUGGGGAUGGUGCCAACGAUGUGGGGAUGAUCCGGAUGGCCCAUGUGGGAGUAGGGAUCAGUGGGAAUGAGGGCAUGCAGGCCACCAACAACUCAGAUUACUCCAUUGCUCAGUUUAGAUACUUGGAGAAGCUUCUGUUGGUUCAUGGAACUUGGAACUAUUUUCGAGUGACCAAAUGCAUAUUGUAUUCUUUCUACAAGAAUGUAGUGCUAUACAUUAUUGGGCUUUGGUUCUCCUUUGUUAAUGGAUUCUCUGGGCAGAUUAUAUUUGAGCAUUGGUGCAUCAGCUUGUACAAUGUGAUUUUCACUUCGUUACCACCUUUAACUCUGGGAAUCUUUGAGAAAUGUUGCAGUCAAAAGAGCCUCCUGGAGUAUCCACAACUCUACACAGUUUUCCAGACAGGGGAAAUGUUCAACACAAAGGUGUUUUGGAUUCAAUGUAUAAAUGCUUUGAUCCACUCCUUCAUUCUCUUCUGGUUUCCCACAAAAAUGCUGGAGCAUGAUAUGAUAUUGCGACAUGGUUACACCACAGACUAUUUAUUUCUUGGAAAUUUUAUUUAUUCGUAUGUAGUUGUUACUGUUUGUCUGAAAGCUGGGCUGGAGACAACAUCUUGGAAUAGAUUUAGUCAUGUGGCAAUUUGGGGAAGCAUAAUAAGCUGGAUCCUGUUUUUCUCAGUUUACUCUUUCUUCUGGCCCAUCUUCUCUGUCGCUCCUGAAAUGACAGGACAGAUAAAUAUGGUUCUGAGUUGUCCUCACUUCUGGAUGGGUUUUUUGUUAGUCCCUACAACCUGCCUGAUUCAGAAUUUUUUCUGGAAAUUGAUUAAAAAUACCUACAAAAGAGGUCUUCUAGAAGAAAUUCAGGAGCUGGAAAGCAGAAAAGAUAGCAUAUUGGAACAUAGUGAGAUUUUUGAAAAGAGGAUGACAGCAGCAAGUCUUGCAGUGUCCUUUAGUACACAGCCCUGUGAGAUUUUCUUCCGGGAUGAUUCUGUUGAUCUAAGUGCCCCACAUGGGUAUGCAUUUUCCCAAACAGAAGGAGCAGUGGUCACUCAGGAAGAACUAGUUCGUGCUUAUGACACAGCUAAAAUGGAAAACUCAAGAAUCUCAAAAAGAAGUUCUGAUUUUUCUGAAAUUUUCUAAGACCAAGAUCAAUGUGUUUUGUGUGCUCAUAACCUUCCCUGAAGCUGACAGAGUGAAUUGGCACUCCUAUUCCAAACUAGAGUCUGUUAUUUAUUUGUUAUUUAUAUUGACUGAUUCAUGGGAAUAAGUAAUGGGGAGGCCCUUACUUUCUUUUCUUCAUUUGUCUUCAAUAUUUUACCCAACAUGUUUAUUAUUUUCUGUGACUGUGAGAUAAUUUAUCAGUUCAGCCUAAAGUAUAAAAUUAAACAUAUUACAUUUUAACAAAAUUUAAACUUUGUAUGAGUUGGGGGUGGGGAGAGUAGAAGAUGUCACGUUGCCUAGCAAAGCUAUUGUGCCUAAUAAAUAUGGAGCCAUGCAGAAACUUCAUAUUUUGAAAUCACACAUUAAAGGCAUGGAGCAAUGCAUAAAAUA
Molecule: messenger RNA, 2592 nt
Organism: Ictidomys tridecemlineatus (thirteen-lined ground squirrel)
Lineage: Eukaryota; Metazoa; Chordata; Mammalia; Rodentia; Sciuridae
Source: RefSeq, a predicted model, not a curated record